This is a messenger RNA of Sebastes umbrosus (honeycomb rockfish), 3353 nucleotides long. RefSeq lists its product as uncharacterized. NCBI's taxonomy places the organism in Eukaryota, Metazoa, Chordata, Actinopteri, Perciformes, Sebastidae. The transcript has 5 exons. The record is from RefSeq and is a predicted model, not a curated record. Bases 608 to 1366 code for a protein of 252 amino acids.
CUCCCAUAAGUAAGUAAAUAGUUAUAAUAGUAUGCAAAUUUAUAAUAUUUUUUAUUGUUCAACACAGGCCAUGUCAAUAGAGACUUUAAUUUAUGACAGUAGAAUAGAAAUAAUUUACUUUUGUACAGUACUUUGUAGGCGGACGUUUAACUGGCGUCAUUAUUGUAGGCGAUAAGAUAUUUAUAGUAGCUGAAGCUCUGCUAGGACGCUUUGAAUUCUGCACUGAGAUAGUGGUUUGCUUUUACCGAAGACACUAUAACAACUAAGCAUCAAAAACCUUUUAUGAUGCAAAGGUUAUAUAAGGUUAAAAUAGUGUCUUAACUUUAAAACAGAAGUAGUCUUGUCUUGCAUUUCCUUUCUUGGUCAUUUUCCCACCAGCUCAAGGUAUUGUAGGUUUGAUGUCAGUGUUUGCCCUCCCCCCUUCACUAUAGAUUACAGACUGCAACACAGUUGUUCAGACCGCUCGGCCAUCAUGGAUCAAUUGACACUGUAUUAUUUUCUGCUUCUGCCCCUGUCUUUGUGUUUUGACGAUGGAGGUACAGUGCAGGAGCUUUUCUUUACAUAUAAUUUAUGUUAAGUCAGUCAGUUUUUGCAGUUUGUUCGAAUAAUGAGUCGUCUGUUUCCUAAUUUGGGAUAUUUUUUUUUGCUAACUCAGACUAUAUUGUUUGCAGUGACUCUAGAGAAAACCAUUGGGAGGGAACCAGAUGCCACUCCAAUAUGCAUCAAUGCAAAUCUGAGUACCAUCAUACUUAUAGUGUGCAAGAUCAGACCAGAAAAGAGUGGAGUAGAGUGUCUUCUGCAGUAUGGACAUAGAUGGGACUUUGUGCACGAAUGUGACUCCAGAUUCACACUUAUGAUGGAGAAUCAGACUGUGUUUCUCCACCUGACCAGUUUAACACCAGUGGAUAGUGGGACCUACACUUGUGAGUGUGCACAUCGUGAUGGAACAGAUACUCUCCAUCUUAAUAUCACUGUGGAAGAGGAGGAAGUCACCAGCACGUCAAUUCUCAUUAUCUAUUUUUUUUGGAUCAUUGUAACUACAGUAACUAUAGUAACUAUCGUCAUAACUGGAGUUAUCUUCGGGUUCGUCUGCAGAAGAAUACGUCAAGGCUGCUCAAGGCCGAACGCAUCUGGAUCAUCUGUAUGUGAAACUCCCGGCUCUUUGGACAAAGAUGAUCCAGAUGACCCUGAUGACCCUGAUGACCCUGAUGACCCUUACACAAGCCUCCAGCAUCCAGCUAGUGAUCUCUACCAAACUAUCUCAAAUUCAGCCAGCAGCAGGCCUGUCGUGACGGCCUGCUUGAACAACCAGGAAAUAGAUGGAAGAGAGGCCGAUCCAAGUUGUGAAAUCUAUGAAAACAUUUAAACCAAAUAUCAAGAUAAUAUAACUAAUAUGUGGAUGUUCUCGACUUAUUGAGAUGGUAGGCUACUUUUGUGUCUUUGUUAUGCAAUUAAACAGAACAGGAUUGACAGCAAAACUUCCCAUACUCUAAUCAAAAGAUGUUUUAUUGCAAGUAAAAUAAAUCUGUGAAUAAAAAUGUAUUGAUGCUUUUGCUCUCAGACCUAUUCUAUUUGAUUGCAUAAUAAAGACGCAAAUGUAACUCCAUAGGCUACUGAGCGUAUUUAGCCCUCAUUUCAUUGAAAUAUCCAAAUUAAUACAUUUUUAUGUAAAGAUUUUAGCUUAAAGCAAAAGCUAAUAGUUAUACUUUUCUUGUCAGUUUGUUCAAGAUGGAUCAUUAUUACAUGUGUCAUCUGUCAGAUAGGUAUAUUCUGAUAAUAUUUAGCCUCAACACCCCCAUUUAUUUUAAAUUUUUGCUGGGUGUGGUUAGUUUGUUCAUAAAUGCUCUGUCAAGAAAUGCAAUGUUUUUCGAAAUAUAAAUCCUCUUGUAGGACUAUUUCAUUUCUUUUAACACACAUUUUUGUUUUGGCCUUUCUGAUUGUCACAAUAAUGUCAAGAUAACGUCCUUAAAACUAUACAAGAGAAGGGUUUGGGGUCUUUUUGGCCAUGAUUUGUACAAUAUUGAUUAUAAGUGAUUAAUUAUCAGAAUAUUCAGUCGUUACAACUGCAUAAUUGUAAUCAAAGAUUAAAUAUCCCAAAAGCUUGUGAUACUUACAGUCACAUAAACUAGUCUACAGUUUGUUUCUUCACGUGAACAGAGCUAAUUCACUUGCAUGAAGUGAGAUGUGUUUUUGUCACUUACAACAGUGCUGUAUGCUGACGUCACAGUGGUUUCCUUGUGAAAGAGGCGAGAGAGCUGCUGAGGCCCUGCUGCGAUUUUAUUUUUGAACACACAUAAUUAGUUUUGAGUUGAGGCCUUUCUGAUUGUCACAAUAAUGUCAAGAUAACGUCCUUAAAACUAUACAAGAGGACGGUCUUUUGGCCACAAUUUGUACAAUGUUUAUUAUAAAUGAGAAAUGCAGUCACUGCAACUGCAUAAUUGCAUAAUUUAAUUUGCAUGAAGCAAGAUACAAUAUGUUUUUGUCACUUAGAAUAGUGCUAUACCGUAUGCAGACGACGCAGUUGUUCCAGUGUGAACGAGGCGAGAGAGCUGCUGAGACCCUGCAGCUUUCUAUUCAUGGCUCAGGUCUCUAAAUAUGUGAUUGCCACUAAAGCAAACAUGUCAGUUUCAGCAUGUUGUGUGACGUACGACUAGUGCAAUACUUAAUUUUGGUUGCAGCUCAAACUGACCUCAUGCUUCAUGAUUUGACACCUUAUUGUGGACACGUAUAACACAGGCACAUGAGAAGUUUUUGAUGAUAUGAGUGUUAAUACGGAAGCAGAAGCUCCUGUAGCAGCACUUUGUAGUUCACACCAGCUCGUACUGUACCUCUAUGAGAGUUUCAGGUUUAGGUAGCCAGAGUGUGUCCUCCUACCUUCAGUACAGGAUAUACAGUACUGCCCACUGCCGGCAGCAGUUGCUUCUUGACCAAUAUGGCAAAAUGGAAACUGUGCUUUGUUCUGCUUCUGAUGCUGACUGUGUGUUUUGCAGACAAAGCGACUCUAGUGAAAACCAUUGGGAGGGAACCAGAUGCCACUCCAAUAUGCAGCAAUGCAAAUCUGAGUACCAUCCUGCUUAUAGUGUGUAAGAUCAGACAAGAAAGGAGCGGAGAAGAGUGUCUUCUGCAGUAUCGAUAUGGAGGGGACUUUGUGCACGAAUGUGACUCCAGAUUCAAACUUAUGAUGGAGAAUCAGACCGUGUUCCUCCACCUGACCAGUUUAACACCAGUGGAUAGUGGGACGUACACCUGUGAGUGUUCACAUCGUGAUGGAACAGAUACACUCCAUCUUAAUAUCACUGUGGAAGGUAAAUGUUUGGUUUAUUUUGUGUUUUCACGAGAAUUUGUAGAUGAAA